Molecule: messenger RNA, 937 nt
Organism: Ailuropoda melanoleuca (giant panda)
Lineage: Eukaryota; Metazoa; Chordata; Mammalia; Carnivora; Ursidae
Gene: LCN2
Product: lipocalin 2
Exons: 9
Coding region: 150-743 (197 amino acids)
Molecular function (GO): small molecule binding
Source: RefSeq, a predicted model, not a curated record
CGGGGCGGGGACAGAGCUGCGCUCGCGGAAGAGAGCGCGAGAGCUGGGCUGUGGUUGCUAAGACAUUUGUAAACUGAGGGAGACUCCUGUCUUGCCAGAUUGGGAUCUCUCUGCUGUCUGGCACGCCGAGUUUCCUAAGGCCUGAAGUCAUGGCCCGAGGUGUCCUGUGGCUGGGGCUUGUCCUGCUGGCAACUCUGCAGGUCCAAGUCUCCUCCAGAAGUCGGAUCCCAGCCCCGGCUCUGGACACGAUCCCUCUGCAGGCUGACUUCCAGGAUAAGCAGUUCCAGGGAAGAUGGUACGUCAUAGCCAUAGCAGGGAAUUCAAUUAAUAAACGAAGACAAGGGCCGGUGAAGAUGUACUCCUCCACAUACCGACUGUUGGACAACACCACCUUCAGCGUCACCUCCCUCCUGGUCAGGAACGGGCUCUGUGACCGCUUGACGAGAACUUUUGUCCAAAGUUCCACGCCCGGCCAGUUCACCCUGGGCAACAUAAACCGUUACAAAGGAAUCCAGAACUACACAGUGCGGGUCGUGUCCAGCAGCUACGACGAGUUUGCCAUCCUGUUCUUUAAGAAAGUCUUCAAAAACCGGGAGUACUUCAAGAUGACCCUCUAUGGAAGGAGCAAGAUGGUGCCCGAUGAUCUGAAGGGGUACUUCGUCCUCUUUGUCAAAUCCCUGGGCCUCACCGAUAACAACAUCCUCUUCUUUGUUCCCACUGGCCAGUGCAUCGAUGAUGAUUGAACAAGCACGCUGUGCCCCCUGUCUCUCUCCACCCCAUCACCCUCACACCUACCUCUGCCCAGGGCACCGCCCAGCUGUCCCCUCCAACCCGGACACCAGGAGAGAGGAGAAUCUUCUCACCGCACAGCCCACCAGCUGCUCCCCAGGCUGCCCUUCUGAUGGAACCCCUCCUUGCUUGCUAAAUAAACACAUGC